Messenger RNA from Symbiodinium natans, 699 nucleotides. NCBI's taxonomy places the organism in Eukaryota, Dinophyceae, Suessiales, Symbiodiniaceae. The record is from the annotation of a GenBank genome assembly.
AUGGUGGGUGUGGUUCGUGAAAGAGAGGAGCGAGACGACCGAGCCACCUUCACAGAUCUGAAGAAGGCCAGAAAGGAGGACUGCACCCCGAUGAUGCGAGGCUUCAACAAGGUGGCAUCGCCCAGCCAGAAUGCAGAGCGCAUCCUGAAGAUGUUUCGAGAUCAGAAAGGGGUCAACAUUGGUACAGCAGUGGACUUGUAUGAGCACGGUCUUCAGACAGCAACGAGGGCAUACCGAGACGGAUGUGACGAGGAGACAGUCGUGGUCGCCUUGUUGCAUGAUCUUGGUGAAGUUUGGUCGCCCAUCAAUCAUGGAGAGAUAGUUGCCAGCUUGUUGCGGCCAUACAUCAGUCCACAGAACUAUUGGGUUCUUGUGCAUCAUGAGCUCUUCCAAGCUUACUACUAUCAGGAUGCCUUCGAGCUCAAAGAAAAGAACUCCAGAGACAGGUUCAAAGACAGCCCCCACUGGAAGGCAUGCGAGACCUUCUGUGAGAAGUAUGACUCUCCUGCCUUUGAUCCCGAGUACGACUCCUUGCCGUUGGAGCAUUUCGAGCCCAUGGUCGUUCGCAUCUUCAAUCGGAAGCCCUAUGUGGCCAGCAAGAGUGGGGAGUCUUGGCUCAUCUUGGAUAGCGAGGUGAACAAAGCCAAGCUGACAUUGGCAGAGGCCUACCCCUCUCCAGAAGAGCUGGAGGCGGCUUAG